UCUGUCACGUGACGAGCGUCCAGUUUGCGUUGAUAAACACGGAAGUGGGACUGAAAUGUGAAAACAAAUAUUUGCCGCAUUGCCUCACAAAGUGUUAUGACACAGUCGUUACCGAUUCUUUUUAAAACGUGCACAAUCUUAGUUUACUCGAUUUCUGCUGUUAUUUUGAAUUAACCGUAAUUAUUUAUAGUUCUGCUGUAGAGUAGAUUAGCACAAUGAAGAACUGUUUUGCUGCUGUGAUAACACUAUGCAUUGUAAUGCAGGUGAAUGACGCUUUGGAUUUCGAGAAAACGCGCACGGCAUAUUCUGCAAAGAUCUUUGGGUUCUCAUGGGAGAACUGCGGUAAGCCAGACGACCCAGCGGUUCUGAAGACCCUAACCCUGUUCCCGGACCCCAUCACAGUUCCAGGGGACCUGACGGCCAGUGCAUCCGGGAACACAACGGUCGAGCUGGCCGCUCCCCUCGCUGUGAAUGUGACCCUGGAGAAGGAGGUGGCAGGGUUCUGGGUCACGGUCCCAUGUCUGGAAGAGAUCGGGAGCUGCCAUUACACAGACGGCUGUGACCUGCUCAACCAGCUCAUACCGCCAGGACAGGACUGUCCUGAACCUCUUCACACCUACGGCAUCCCCUGCCACUGUCCCUUUAAAGCUAGGAAAAGCAAAGUGAAAGAGGAAGAGAAGACGGUGAAGGAGGUCAACAACAGUCAAGAUGGAGGAGGAGGUAAAGUCCCUCUGGAGGAGCUGAACGUGGGUCUAGAAGCAGAGAAGCAGCUGGGUCAGUAUGAGUGGCAGCUGAAGAUCCUACGGGAGGUGCUGUCUGCCUCUGGGACCCAGGAGAGGGAGGAGCUACUAAAAGACCCAACCCAAGGAGAGCUCUGUGCCCUGGUCCACAACAUCAUUGAGAAGGUGGAAACAGAGACGGCUGCUGACAUGACUGUUCUCUAUGUGGAGAAGAGCCAGAGGACCGCAGAGCAGCACGCGAGACAGCUGGAAGAACGGCAGAGGAGACAGAGUGAAGAGAGAGAACGGCUAACAGAGACACACCAGGCAGCAGAGAAAGUGUUGAAGGAGGAGGUAGAGGAGCUGACUACAGAGCUACAGGUGUACAAUCAGUUAAAGAAGAGAGUUGACGAGUCUACCUUCAAGAAGGACCUGCAGCGGAACAUUCAGGCCCAUGGCAGUCCUGGGCCAUUCUGGGAGCAGGAGCAGGAGAGUCUGCUGUUUGUCAUUGAGAUGAAGAGUGAACGUAUUCAGGAGCAGGGAAACAAACUGCUACAGAUGCAGGUUCUGGUGGAGAAGAAUCUGUCUCUGGAAGACCAGGUCAUCACUGUUUUACAGCAGAACGAGGACCUGACGGUUCGGAUUGACAACCAUCAAAGCCUUAUACAGCAGCUCUCCAAGGAGCACCAGGACCUCCAAGGGACGUUAGACAGGCAGACAGGUCUCUGUCAGAGGCUCACCCAGGAGAAAGACCAACUCAUGUUUAAACUGAAGCACAGAGACUCCUGUCCUACCUUCCCAUCCUUCCCCAUAGUGUCUGAGAUCUCCCCCAGCUGAUCCACCCAGACCCAACAGGACAAUCGGUUACUUCUGUCUUAAUCCUGUCUAGGGUUGCAAGCAUGGAUCCGUUAACUUUCCCAAAAUUCUAAAAUUAUUUUUUUCAGUAAUCCCUGAUUGGAGGAUUCCAAGAAUCCCUGAUUGGAGGAUUCCAAGAAUCAGGAAGUAAUAUACACGGAGGGACUUCUCCAACCUGGAAUUUUUCAAGUGAAAUUUCUGAAACAUCUGGGGAUUGUGGGAAUGUUUCGGGGCUUUUGCAACCCUACUGUAAUCCUACUUUGACAACCAAAGUCCAGGUACCUUUACAAAGGGCUAUAGUCACAUGUUUGAUAGAACCUGAUGCCAAAUUUGUUUUUAAAGGUUUUAUACCUGCUGUGCCGUAGAGUACAUAAUGUUUCUGUAGCAGUAUGGUAUUCAUAAAACAGGACUGUUUUUUUUGGGGGGGCAUUGGGCACAGCCAUGCACUGUUGGAUUUAACUGACACCCUGCUGUUCAACUGAGAUUCUCAUAGUUGUGUUACUGUUCAACUGAGAUUCUCAUAGUUGUGUUACUGUUCAACUGAGAUUCUCAUAGUUGUGUUACUGUUCAACUGAGAUUCUCAUAGUUGUGUUGCUGUUCAACUGAGAUUCUCAUAGUUGUGUUACUGUUCAACUGAGAUUCUCAUAGUUGUGUUACUGUUCAACUGAGAUUCUCAUAGUUGUGUUACUGUUCAACUGAGAUUCUCAUAGUUGUGUUACUGUUCAACUGAGAUUCUCAUAGUUGUGUUACUGUUCAACUGAGAUUCUCAUAGUUGUGUUACUGUUCAACUGAGAUUCUCAUAGUUGUGUUGCUGUUCAACUGAUAUUCUAGGUGAAUGAGACAGUGUUCAUUGAUGGUUUGAGUUGCAGUUGGAGAGGCAGAUGUUUAAUCAUGUAGUACGUAGCUAGUAGCUACAUCUUUAUCUACCUUCUUCCUGAGGCAGGAUAUAAUGCAGUAUAUACAAUUUAAACAGUAACUUUAGACAACAGCUUUUGUAUUAGAGAUAUGUUUGACUCGGUUGUUUCAUACAAUAUGGGAAAUGGAUUGCCAUGGUUAUUUUAUUUUUGCAGAUGAGGACAUUUUUGUGACUUUUUUUUUUUUUAAGUUACAAAGAACCAAAAGCACUUAUCAGUGUUUUUAAUUUGUAUUUCUUCUGAUGCACUAGCACUUUUAAUCAGUAUUUUACUAGUACUAAAUGUGAGAAAGGUUGCUGUAAAAAAAUACUUGUUUACUCCUGUGUUUUACAUUUUGUUUGUUUACAUUGACAUUUGAAUAAUUUAGCCAACUCCUUUAUCCACAAAGGCAGAGGAUCUAGGAGGAGAGAGAGAGCUUGAGUUACAAUAAACUGCAUCUGAACCACUGUA
This is a messenger RNA of Oncorhynchus keta (chum salmon), 2938 nucleotides long. Its product is annotated as coiled-coil domain-containing protein 69-like. Gene Ontology annotation, molecular function: microtubule binding. The record is from RefSeq and is a predicted model, not a curated record. The coding region runs from base 216 to 1556 and encodes 446 amino acids. Gene Ontology annotation, cellular component: nucleus; cytoplasm. The transcript has 11 exons. NCBI's taxonomy places the organism in Eukaryota, Metazoa, Chordata, Actinopteri, Salmoniformes, Salmonidae.